Messenger RNA from Podarcis muralis (Common wall lizard), 6205 nucleotides. NCBI's taxonomy places the organism in Eukaryota, Metazoa, Chordata, Lepidosauria, Squamata, Lacertidae. The record is from RefSeq and is a predicted model, not a curated record.
AAUUUCUCUCUAGAUGUCUUUUGGUUUUUGUACUGCUAGCACUUCUUCCCCUCUUUGAAGCGAAAGCGAGUUUGGCAACCUCUAACAAGCUCCUACAGGAACAGCUCGGUAGCGUUUAUGGUUGCAACAGAACCUUCUGUCUCUGGCCUUUGCUCUUUAUCUGGAAACGUAAUGAAACACGGAAAGCAGUACGACAAGGAGCUGAAAACACCAUCGCUUUGGGUUCUCUAACUUGGAGAAGACCGAGGAGUUCCACUUGGGUGGAUCCUUCCCUUCUUAAACGCGCUUGCUUCCUUCUCCUCAAAGAGGAUCUCUGAUGUUCUGUUGCUUUCCCGGGGAGUCCUCUGAAGCAUUUGGGUUCAUGGCAACCCUUUAAACCAAAAGCUAGAGAGAGAGAUUAGGUGUGCAACUUGACCCAGGCGAAAGGGGAAAAAGAAGAAGAAUCCUUUGCAUUUAAAUACCCAGUGAACACACACAGUACUCAAAGGCCCCUGGUUUGGAAGACAAUGACAAUGUGACCUUUUGUUACUGCCCACUCGUGAGUUUUCGCCCUCCUAAGAGGAAGAUCGUGGCAGAGAAUAGCACUGACGAAAGACACUGGGCUUGUUGAAUCCUGGGCUGCUGAUAUUUUGAAGGAAGCUUUUAUCCAGCUGUUGGGAGACCGCCUUUCACUUAGCUUCAGGAGAACCAAUUGCUCAGUGUGCAGAAAAUCCCAGGUUCCCUCUCUGAUAUCUUCAAUUAGAAGUCUUUCUGAUACAGGGUCAGGAAAUACCAGAACAGACAAUACUGGACUUAAUUGGACCAAUGGGCAUGAAAUAGCUUUCUAAAAUCAAUUGCAGUGGAUUAUGUUACUGCUAGAACUGAUUUUCAUAUACCUGAAGUUUCCUGGUGGUGUCUCCUGACAACAGCAUACACUCACAUCUUGAAAGGGUUGAGAAAGACGAGGUCUUCUGCUUUGCUUCUGGCAACUCUGGAAGCCAUGCUGGCUGAUUUGGGGCAACCGGAAGAUUCCUUGUCAGGAAGCAUAAACUGCCAGCAUUUCCUUUCCACAAAUGUCAUCACAGUAGUGGAAAAAUGUAUGAGUUCCAUGCAAGCUGGUACUCAGAUGAUCAAACUCCGAGGCAGUUCCAAAGGUCUUGUUCGCUUCUACUACCUGGACGAGCACAAGUCAUGCAUCCGCUGGAGGCCCUCGCGAAAGAACGAGAAAGCCAAAAUCUCUAUCGAUUCGAUCCAGGAGGUCUGUGAAGGAAAACAGUCGGAGAUCUUCCAGCGCUAUGCGGAUGGCAGUUUUGACCCCAACUGCUGCUUCAGUAUCUACUACGGAGACCACAUGGAGUCUCUUGACUUGGUGUCAUCCAGCGCAGGGGAAGCUCGGACGUGGAUCACUGGCCUGAAGUACUUGAUGGCUGGGAUUAGCGAUGAAGACAGCCUGUCAAAGCGUCAGAGGACUAGAGACCAGUGGUUGAAGCAAACCUUCGACGAAGCGGACAAAAAUGGCGAUGGCAGCCUGAGCAUCAACGAGGUGCUCCAGCUGAUGCAUAAGCUGAACGUCAACCUACCCCGGCAGAAAGUCAAGCAGAUGUUCAAGGAGGCAGACACAGAUGACAACCAAGGAACUUUGGACUUUGAAGAGUUCUGCGCCUUCUAUAAGAUGAUGUCGACCCGCCGGGACCUGUAUCUUCUCAUGCUCACCUACAGCAACCACAAGGACUAUUUGGAUGUGGAUGAUCUCAAACGCUUCCUUGAGACUGAGCAAAAGAUGAUUAAUGUGACCAAGGAUCAUUGCCUGGAGAUUAUCAAUCAAUUUGAACCAUGUCCAGAGAACAAGGAACAAGGAGCUCUUGGAAUUGACGGGUUCACCAACUACAUGCGCAGCCCGGCUGGGGAUAUCUUCAACCCAGAGCACUACCAAGUCAACCAGGACAUGACUUGCCCUUUGAGUCACUACUUCAUCACCUCCUCUCAUAACACCUACCUCAUGGGGGACCAGCUGAUGUCUCAGUCCAGGGUUGACAUGUACUCUUGGGUUCUGCAGUCUGGAUGUCGUUGCGUUGAAGUUGACUGCUGGGAUGGGCCAGACGGUGAGCCUAUCGUCCACCAUGGCUACACCCUCACCUCCAAGAUCCUUUUUAAAGAUGUGAUUGAGACCAUAAACAAAUAUGCCUUCGUCAAGAGCGAGUACCCUGUCAUUUUGUCAAUCGAGAACCACUGCAGCGUGGGGCAGCAGAAGAAGAUGGCCCAGUAUCUUAUUGAAAUCCUGGGGGACAAACUGGACCUGUCUUCCGUGAGCAAUGAAGAUCCCACAAAACUGCCUUCCCCAGAAAGUCUGAAAGGGAAAAUAUUGGUCAAGGGGAAGAAACUUCCAGCUAACAUUAGCGAAGAUGUAGAGGAAGGAGAAGUGUCUGAUGAGGACAGCGCCGAUGAGAUGGAAGAUGACUGUAAACUGAUGAAUGGAGACUGGAAGGCCUCGACCAAUCGGAAGCGAGUGGAGAACAUCGCAAAGAAGAAGCUGGACUCUCUGAUCAAGGAAUCCAAAAUCCGCGACUGCGAAGACCCAAAUAAUUUCACAGUGACCACCAUGACGCCCUCUGGGAAACUUGGCAACAAGCAUGAUUUCAAGAAGAACAAACAUGAGGAGGAUGUGGAAUCCGGGGAGGAUGCUGUCAUCAACAAACGCCACAACCGAUCGCUGAUGGGGAGUUUUUCCAAGCGCAAGAAAAAAGGAAGCAAACUGAAAAGGGCAUCAAGUCUGGAAGAGGGUGAGGAUGACCUUGACUGUCAAGGGAACUUAGCCAGAGGCUCGGUACAUUACAGCAAAACAAACCGACAGAAGAAAACCAUGAAAUUAUCCCGAGCGCUCUCCGACCUGGUGAAAUACACUAAAUCCGUUGGGAUCCAUGACGUAGAAUCUGAAGUCUCCUCCAGUUGGCAAGUCUCCUCUUUCAGCGAAACGAAAGCUCACCAGAUCCUCCAGCAAAAGCCGGCCCAGUACCUGCGCUUCAACCAACACCAGCUGUCACGAAUCUACCCUUCCUCCUAUCGCGUGGACUCCAGUAAUUACAACCCUCAGCCCUUCUGGAAUGCUGGGUGCCAAUUGGUUGCUCUAAACUACCAGUCAGAGGGGAGAAUGCUUCAGUUGAACCGAGCCAAGUUCAGUGCCAAUGGAAACUGUGGCUACGUCCUCAAACCCAAGUGUAUGUGUCAAGGGAUCUUCAACCCAAAUUCCGAAGACCCACUGCUUGGCCAGAUGAAGAAGCAGCUCGUGUUGCGAAUCAUCAGCGGGCAGCAGCUUCCCAAGCCCAAGGACUCCAUGCUGGGAGACAGAGGAGAGAUAAUAGAUCCAUUUGUGGAAGUGGAAGUAAUCGGAUUGCCUGUGGACUGCUGUAAAGAGCAGACAAGAGUCGUGGAUGACAAUGGUUUCAAUCCAAUGUGGGAAGAAACUCUGGUGUUCCCUAUUUGCAUGCCAGAAAUCGCCCUGAUUCGGUUCUUGGUGUGGGAUCAUGACCCAAUCGGGAGGGAUUUCAUCGGACAGAGGACAAUAUCGUUUACAAGCAUGAUGCCAGGCUAUCGGCAUGUCUACCUGGAAGGCAUGGAGGAGGCGUCCAUCUUUGUUCACGUAGCUAUCAAUGAGAUAUGUGGUAAGGCCAAGCAAGCUCUGGGCUUAAAAGGCCUGUUUCUCAGAAAUCCAAAGCAGGCCUCUCUAGACAGUCAUGCUGCUGGCCAACUCAACCGCAAACACUCCUUUAGCAGCCACAUUUUACGGCGGACUGCCAGCGCGCCCACCAAGACCCAGAAGAAAACCAAAAAGGGCUUCCCCGAGAUUGCAAUCGACACCAAAGACCACGGCGGCUCCCAAGGGGACGGCGAGGACCGCGAACUGGAGGACGACUCCUCCCUCCCUCGUUUCGACCAAGAGCCCGAAUGCGGGUCCCCGGCACCCUCUCUCGGAGACGGUGUCCACAGGGAGGCUCAAGGCAAAGGGUUGAAAGAUGUCCGCCAAUUCUCAAUGCAGAGGUCAGUCACUUCAUUAUGUAGCCUGGAGACCAUCAAUGAAGAGCCCUUUGUUGCCAACGAGGACCAGCCUGCUCCUUUUUGCCUUUCUCUGCCCACUGUUCCUGCUAGCGAUCCCAAUGAAGGGUCUGUGCCUGAUAAUUCCCAUGACCCGUCAGAUCAGCUUCAGAGAGUUCCUCUUCUGCAGCGCACGGUGGUGGUUUCAGAGGACAGAAGGUUCCUUGCUCCCAGCCCAACCAUCACAAGUAUUCUGGGACCAAAAAAUGUUAGGAGAAACGAGAAACAAGGAGGCGAUGGAGGUCAAGCUGGUUCACAAACUCAGGAUGAUGAAGCAUUGGCCAACCUUGGGCCUCAUUCUACCCAUAGUUGCCAGAAGACAAGAGAUGGCAUGGCUGAAGAACUGAUGGAUGUUGAGAGAGUGGACGAGAAGGCCAGCAAUGCAGCUAGGCAGCCGCAACAAUGCAACGUGGAGAGCACCACGCUAGCUUCACCUCAAGAUUCUCCCCAAGUAACUCAAGGUGCCGCAGUCCCCCACGCAUCUCGUGUGAUAGUGAGGAGGUCGAAAAGCGAAGGGCAGAACCUUUGUGACUGCUCAGUUCCAAUGAGGUCUCCUGGUGGCUUCUCACCAGCAGCUGCAGUGUACUCUGAUGCCACAGUGAAUGACCGUAUCUGGAGCAAGCUGGACUCCAGCAGUCACAGGGACAGCAUGUCUUCCUCUUCUAGCAUGUCCUCCAAUGAUACGGUCAUAGACCUCUCUAUGCCCAACCUCACCCGCAAAAGCCUCCCAGACCUUGGAAUCCAGCACGAGAACUUCAAAGUCAUCCCCGAGAGGAGAGGUGCACGCCCGUGGUCCGCGAGUGCCGCUUCCGGGCGUGAAAUGCCCAUGGUGACCAAGAGCAAAUCCAAUCCCAACUUGAGGUCAGGCCAACCCACAGAGGAUGAGCUGCGCCCUAGACCACUGGCCAAGGGUCUCGAGCUAGGGUUGCCAUCCCUACCCAGAAGGCACACCUGGAGCCGGUUGUAUAUGGAGAGCCUCAAGCAGUCCUGCCUGAAGCCGAAAGGCCAGGAGAACGACCAGGCCAAAUCGAAAAGCCUUGGUGACCUGACCUCGGAUGACAUCACGUCCGUCUUCGAGGGCAAGUACCGCAGCAUCAGCCGGAGCUUCAUCACCCGGUCGAUGAGGGAGCAGCGGCACUGUGCGGCAGCCAGGUCCUCGGCAAAGCCCCUGGACCCUCUCACGGAGCGCCUGAAGAAGCUAACCACCUUCCAGCAGGAGAACGACAUCACUUCCCCUACCAGCCUUGAGCCAAUUGAGUCCGAGGAGGAAGAGGAAGGGGUGGGCCUUCUCCGGAGGUCUUCAUCCAGGAGCCAGAGCAGAGUGAGGUAUAUCGCCAACCGGGCCAAGCAGGCACAGGAGAGGCAGAGGCUGAAGAGCCUGGCGCUGAACAAGGGGAGCCCCAUUGAGGAGCGAGGGAACCCCGAAGGGGCCUGCUGCUUCACCAAAGGGGCCUGUAUGGACACGGCCUCCGCUGGCCUGUUUACAUCCCCACUCAAGAACCAAGCUGACUUGAACCGUGACACCGAAGUCGUCUUUAUUUUCAAACUCUAACGCUGGGAAGGGCUGAACAAGCUUGAUGUUUACAUUCCUGUAAGAGCAAAACCAACAAAACAAACAAACAAACAAACCAUACACACACAUAUAUAUAUUUUUAAUAAAACGCACAGGACGCAAAGAGCCCUCGUCCAAGGAUAGCACUUCUCCCCCUCCCGCUCCCAGCCUCCAAAGGACAAUUUAUGUGUGUGGAAAAUUAUACUAAUACUAAUACUAAUAAUGCAAAUUUGUAGCAUGCAAUAUGGGCAAUGGGCAACCAGAAUGUUCCUGGGGGAAGGGAAUAGAUCCUGCAAAGAUGUCCCCCCCCCAUCUUCCCUGGGAAACAUGUCUGUGGACCUGCAUGACCAUUCUCUCUUCCUGUCUGAGUUCCCCCUUUUUCUUUUCUUCGUAAGGCGAGUCUUCAAUAUGCGUUGGACUUAAAGCUGAUGCCAGUUGCUGCCUUAAUCUUCCCACUGAAGCUACUACAACAGGGUUGGGGGAACUCUAUUCAACCCAAGGGCCACAUUCCCUUCUGGGCAACCUUUUGAGGGCCACGUUCUUGUGGUGGGUGGGGCAAAAGGCAAAAGUGGGUGGAGCUAGUUU